This is a messenger RNA of Nilaparvata lugens (brown planthopper), 683 nucleotides long. RefSeq lists its product as uncharacterized. NCBI's taxonomy places the organism in Eukaryota, Metazoa, Arthropoda, Insecta, Hemiptera, Delphacidae. Bases 68 to 403 code for a protein of 111 amino acids. The transcript has 2 exons. The record is from RefSeq and is a predicted model, not a curated record.
GUUUUUGUUUUGAUUUUGAUUUGUUGUGGGUUUCUGUUUUACUUCUAUUGUUUUGUGGGUUAUCUUCAUGAGUAUUGGGUUUGUAUGUUGCAGGCGCUGUCUUCGGUGGAUGGACGGUGAUGUGGGCGGUCGGCGGUCCGGGCUGCUCUUCCACUCGGCGGGCAACAUCCUUGGACUCCUGGUGUCCGGCGCGCGGUGGUAUGGGCUGUCCCUCUACCUGAUGGAUGUCGUCCUCGGCCUGGCGGGUGAUGUCGUCCGGCUUCUCUUGGCAUUCUGCGGGUGGUGGUACGGGUUGUCCCUCUACGCUAUCGAUGUCAUCCUCAGCUUGGCGGGCGAUGUCGUCCGGCUCCUCUCGGCGUUCUGCGGGGUGUGGCACGACUUCAGUCUUGACAUUCUCGGAUGAUGUUUGCCCAAUAUAGCGGGAUGAGUGUGUGGUCUUCGGUCAGCGGUGGGGAUUCUGUAGUGUGAAGUACAGACGUCUGGACCUCUGGGACGGCGGUGCAUGGGCGUUUCUCCUGCGCGACAUCUUCCGCCCUUGAAGUCGCCGAUGUGGGCUCCAGGAUGCGAUGUGGUUCUUCCAUAAUUUAUCGGAUGAUACAAUGAUGCAAGUGUGUUGAAACGACCGCAAAUAUGUGAGGUUAUGUGAAACGAUUAUAAGUGAAUGAUCAAAAUUGAAAUAGUGU